This is a messenger RNA of Fraxinus pennsylvanica, 2403 nucleotides long. The record is from the annotation of a GenBank genome assembly. NCBI's taxonomy places the organism in Eukaryota, Viridiplantae, Streptophyta, Magnoliopsida, Lamiales, Oleaceae.
AUGGGAAGAUCGGGUGCAUCUUCAUGCCUCAAGAUCAUCACCUGCGGCAGUGAUCCAGUCGACCGUGACGAUCUCCAAGCAACAGAUAGCCAGGAUUCAAGCGAUAGACGUGGAUGGAGUUUCCGGAAGAAAUCUGCUAGACAUCAAGUUCUGAACACUACUGUUAUCUCAGGAGCACCCUCCUUGAACAAAGCAAGCUCGGAAUCUGCCACUGUCAGCUUCCAGUCACAACCUAACUUGACUUCUCCAGAAAAAACUUCUUCAAUUCAAUUGACCGAUGAAAAAAUUGACUUGCCAGCUCAAGUGAGCUCAAAACUAUCAGACGCCAUACCUGUCAGAGAAGAAAACACUGCUGUCAAAGGGACCCCAGAGGAGUCCACCAUUAUUGCUAUCCAGGCUGCUAUUAGGGGAUUUCUGGCUCGGAAACUACUACUCAAGCACAAGAACAUAAUUAAAUUGCAAGCUGCUGUACGAGGACAUUUAGUUCGGCAACAUGCUGUGGGAACUCUUCGGUGUGUCCAAGCCAUUAUCAAGAUGCAGAUUCUUGUUCGAGCACGUCAUGCUCGUCAGCUUGUAGAAGGGUCUUUAGAGAAGGAAAAGAAUAAACAUGGGAAUGAUGGUCACAUUCCAAAACUCUUGGGGAGUAAAGGAGAAGAUAGACCUGUCACAUAUACUUCAAAUGAGAAACUACUACGCAACAGAUUUGCUCGUCAGCUUAUGGAAUCGAUACCACGGACAAAAACUAUCAAUAUCAAGUGUGAUCCUUCAAAAUCUGACGUGACCUGGAAAUGGUUGGAGAGAUGGAUGUCUGUUUCAUCAAUGAGCAGUGAAGAGACACAUGAAUCAGGAUUGGCUGCAGAGAAGCUGGAGAAGGACGACCGUGGGUGUUCUGUUGCCCAAGUGGAAAUCGUAGUUCCAUCUGAAAGUUAUUCCGAGCCAAAAGAUUUGAUGUCUGAUGUACGAGCAUCAUCUGGGACGUCUGAAAAUGAUGACAGUUUGAUCACUUACGAUGCAGAAAACUUGGACCUCCAAGCGAACAUAUCAACUUCACCUUCCUUGAGUCAUAUACGUGUGCAGUCUCAGUUCCAUAACAUUGAUGAAUCUAAUUCAAGAUAUAAUAUGUCGGAGUCUCUUCCUAUUCAGAAUAAAGAAUCAGAUUUAAUUUCGGAAGUGGAACACAUAUCUUUUCCAGGGAAGGCUGAAACAGCAAAUGAAGAUAUGCUUGCUGCAAAAAGGUUCCCCCCUGAGCAACCUGAAACUGAUGUAAAGAAGUUGACAUUCAGUUCAAGGAAGGCCAGUAAUCCUGCAUUUAUUGCUGCUCAGUCAAAAUUCGAGGAACUGAGUUCAUCCACCAGUUCGGCUAAGUUAACAAGUCUGUCCAAUCAACAUCAUGGAGUUGAACCUAAAGCAGAUAAGACUUUUUCUGUAACUGAUCAAACAAUUGGGUCUAGGGAGAUGGACUCGGCUGAUAAUUCUGUUUCUCAUGCUUCAGUUCUUCAAAUUGGUGGCUCUGAAUGUGGGACUGAACUUUCCAUUUCUUCAACUCUUGAUUCACCAGAUAGGUCUGAGGUUGGAGCCAUUGAAUCUGAACAGGGACAUAAAUUUUCAGAUGUGAUUGACCAUCCAGAAAUCAAUGAGAAUGUGGGAGUUGAAAUUAAUGGCAAGUCCAGUAUUCCAGCAACUGAUUUAUCAUAUACCAAAUCAGAUCAGUCUGAGAGGCUUGACAGCACUAACCAUGCCAAUGGUGAAAGUGGUAAGUCCACGAAUGCUGCAGAUUCAUCACAGGCAAAAGAGAAGCAAGAUACAGAUCCAAAUGACGUGAAUCUGGAGCUGGAAUCUGAGGCUAGCCAUCCGGCAUAUAAGUUGUCGCCUGAAGCUUCUCCAAGAAGUCAUAUUACUGUCUCUGAAUCUCAUGCAACACCUUCUAGCCAGACAUCUGUGAAACCCAGGAAAACCAGAAGUGCAAAAAGUGAAUCCAAUUGGAAAAGUAGGUCAUCAUCUGUGGAUAAAAGAUCCCCUUCAAAUCGUAAUCUAGAUUCUGGUGCAAGAAGUAGCUUGGAACAGUUACCUAAGGAUCAUAAAACUGGAAAGAGGCGAAACUCCUAUGUUGCAACUAAACCAGAUAAUGUUGACCAAGAACCAAGAGAUAGUGGUAGCAGUAAUUCUGUACCAAGUUACAUGCAAGCAACGGAGUCUGCAAGAGCUAAAGCUAUUACCAAUAGCUCCCCAAGGUCAAGUCCAGAUGUACAAGACAAGGAUAUUUACGUAAAAAAGAGACACUCCCUACCUGGCACGAAUGGAAGACAGGGAUCACCGCGCAUUGAGCGCUCUAUGUCUCAGACACAGCAGGGUACAAAGGGGAAUGAAAUGCAUUCUCCUCAAGAUCGCAAGUGGCGGAGGUGA